Entamoeba nuttalli P19 is the source of this 1326-nucleotide messenger RNA. Its product is annotated as Beige/BEACH domain containing protein. The record is from RefSeq and is a predicted model, not a curated record. Lineage: Eukaryota; Evosea; Mastigamoebida; Endamoebidae. The transcript has a single exon. The coding region runs from base 1 to 1326 and encodes 441 amino acids. Gene Ontology annotation, molecular function: protein binding.
AUGCAUAUUCAAUUAUUUGAUGGACAUUUUGAUACAGACCGAUUGUUUAAUUCAAUAAGUAAAUUCUUUGAUAGCUUGUCUGCUACACCAAUUGAACUUAUUCCAGAGUUUUUCUUCUUACCUCAAUUUCUUAUCAACUUUAAUACAAUAGACUUUGGUAAACGAAAAGAUAACAAUGUUGUUAAUAACGUUGAAUUACCUCCAUGGUGUAAUGGCAAUCCUCGUCAGUUUGUUAAUAUAAAUAUGAAAGCAUUAGAAUCAUCAUAUGUCAGUCAACAUCUUAAUGAAUGGAUUGAUCUUAUUUUUGGUUAUAAACAACGAGGAAAGAAUGCAGAAGAAGCAUGUAAUGUAUAUCCACAAUGUUCAUAUGAAAUUGGAGAUUUAUCUAAAAUGAAUGAGAAAGAAAGACAAACAACACUUGACAAAAUAAGAAAUUUUGGACAAACUCCAAUUCAAUUGUUUAAAACACCUCAUCCAAAGAGAGAGGUUAGUUGUACAAAGUAUAACAUUGGAGUAUUUGAACAAGAUAAAAAUUAUUCAUUAACCGUUGUAAAUAAAAGUGGAUUUCCAAUUGGAGAGAUGCUACUUGACGAGAAAAAUGAAAUUACAAUAACACGAAAAGGAGAAAUAAUUAUUCCGAAUGGAAGUGCUCAAGUUGGAAGUGGUGGAAUUAUGAGAAUAGAACGAAAUGGAAAGAUAAUGAAUAUUGAAGAAUGUCAGAAUGGUUCAAUUCUUAUUGGUGAUGAACGAAAUGUAUUAGUUGGAGGUGGGGAUGGUAGUAUUCAAAUCAUUGAUAUUAGUACAGAUUCACCAAAGAAACGAGGAAGAUUGUGUGGGCAUGAUACUGCAAUUACAUGUUGUGUAAUUGAUAAUAACAAUAAUAUUAUUAUUACUAGUGAUCAACAUGGAAUUUGUUUGAUUUGGGAUAUUGGCACAUUAAUGUGUUUACAUGUAAUUGAAGUAGGAGAAUGUGUAAUUGGAUUAGAUAUUAACAAUGAAACAGGAAAUUUUAUUGUAUUAACACAACAUCAACUUCAUUAUUAUGAUAUAAAUGGUGAUUUAAUAAGUCAAAGUCAAUGGAUUGAACAUGAACAAUUCACCUCUGUUGCCAUUACACAAACACCAAUGUGGAAUGAUAAAACAUUCGUUGUCAUUGGUGAUAUGAAAGGUAAUGUCACAUUUUUGAAAUUAACUGACAAUUUUGAGUUUAUUCAUUGUCAGACUAUUUCUAGCCAUCCAACACCAAUAGAAUCUUUGAAAAUUUCAAAUGAUAAUACUUCCAUUUUAAUUGGACAUGUAAAUGGCAUUGUAAUUUGUUUGAAUUAA